This is a messenger RNA of Laccaria bicolor S238N-H82, 708 nucleotides long. RefSeq lists its product as uncharacterized. The transcript is spliced from 3 exons. The record is from RefSeq and is a predicted model, not a curated record. The coding region runs from base 1 to 708 and encodes 235 amino acids. NCBI's taxonomy places the organism in Eukaryota, Fungi, Basidiomycota, Agaricomycetes, Agaricales, Hydnangiaceae.
AUGAGCGGUGUUUGCCAGGAACGUUACAUACAUCAACAACAAACAAACACUUUUCUUUCUCAACAACCACUAUCCACAUCGACGACCACCCGCAACCGCGACCAACAACCCCACCUUCCGCAACCACCGCCGUUCAACGUUCUGAACCACCAUCGCACACGUCGACAACAACGACAACAUGGCAACGCCACGUCAGCAGCCCAACGGCUGACGGCGACCUGGCACGUCAAUGGACGUGCCACGUCGUCAGACGGUGACGACGCAAUCGUCGUCACUGCCCACAUUAGUUCAAGUGCCAUUGUGAUCCCUCCCCCGNACCCUUUCCUUUCUUCACACAACAAAACAGGUGCCACGUCAGUGACGUUGACACCGACAACGACCGAACCACACUUUAAUCACCGCCACCUUCCCCAACCAUGGUUCGACGCCCCAAACCACCACUACACAUGCCAACAACAACAACAACGAGGCGACGCCACAUCACCAGCCAAAUGGAUGACAGGUGACGGUGACGACCUGGCAUGUCAACGAGUGCCCAACACCAUGAAAAGUGACGAAUGCCCAGCACCACCACUCGAGCCCAGGUGCUACGUCGCUGUUAGCAACGUGGCAACCAAACGACGAACAACGGCCAAUUCGUCGUUCAUUGUUGUCAUCCAUCUUAUGACCCACCGUGGACGGUGGAACGACCGACACAACGACAUCUGA